This is a messenger RNA of Mesoplodon densirostris (Blainville's beaked whale), 5356 nucleotides long. RefSeq names its product tryptophan hydroxylase 2 (gene TPH2). The coding region runs from base 1 to 1476 and encodes 491 amino acids. The record is from RefSeq and is a predicted model, not a curated record. NCBI's taxonomy places the organism in Eukaryota, Metazoa, Chordata, Mammalia, Artiodactyla, Ziphiidae. Gene Ontology annotation, cellular component: neuron projection. Gene Ontology annotation, molecular function: tryptophan 5-monooxygenase activity; iron ion binding. The transcript is spliced from 11 exons. Gene Ontology annotation, biological process: serotonin biosynthetic process; aromatic amino acid metabolic process.
AUGCAGCCGGCAAUGAUGAUGUUUUCUAGUAAAUACUGGGCAAGGAGAGGGCUUUCUCUGGAUUCAGCAGUGCCCGAAGAGCAUCAGCUGCUUGGCAGCUUAACACUAAAUAAAACCAACACUGGCAAAAAUGAUGAUAAAAAAGGCAACAAGGGAAGCAGCAAAAGUGACACUGCUACCGAGAGCAGCAAGAUGGCAGUUGUAUUCUCCUUGAAAAAUGAAGUUGGUGGAUUGGUCAAAGCACUGAAACUCUUUCAGGAAAAACAUGUCAACAUGGUUCAUAUUGAGUCCAGGAAAUCCCGGCGAAGAAGUUCGGAAGUUGAAAUCUUUGUGGACUGUGAGUGUGGCAAAACGGAAUUCAAUGAGCUCAUUCAGUCACUGAAAUUUCAAACCACGAUUGUGACGCUGAAUCCGCCAGAGAACAUUUGGACAGAGGAAGAAGAGCUAGAGGAUGUGCCCUGGUUUCCCCGGAAGAUCUCUGAGUUAGACAAAUGUUCUCACAGAGUUCUCAUGUAUGGUUCUGAGCUGGAUGCCGAUCACCCAGGAUUUAAAGACAAUGUCUAUCGACAGAGAAGGAAGUAUUUUGUGGAUGUAGCCAUGGGUUAUAAAUAUGGUCAGCCCAUCCCCAGAGUGGAGUACACAGAGGAAGAAACUAAAACUUGGGGCGUUGUGUUCCGAGAGCUCUCCAAACUCUAUCCUACUCAUGCUUGCCGGGAGUAUUUGAAAAACUUCCCUCUGCUGACUAAAUACUGUGGCUACAGGGAGGACAACGUGCCCCAACUUGAAGACGUCUCGGUUUUUCUGAAAGAAAGGUCUGGCUUCACGGUGAGACCAGUGGCUGGAUACCUGAGUCCUCGAGACUUUCUGGCAGGACUGGCCUACAGAGUGUUCCACUGUACUCAGUACAUCCGCCAUGGCUCGGACCCCCUCUACACCCCGGAACCAGACACAUGUCACGAACUCCUGGGACAUGUCCCUCUACUUGCGGAUCCUAAGUUUGCUCAGUUUUCACAAGAAAUAGGCCUGGCAUCUCUGGGAGCAUCAGAUGAAGACGUUCAGAAACUAGCCACAUGCUAUUUCUUCACUAUUGAGUUUGGCCUUUGCAAGCAAGAAGGGCAGCUGCGGGCAUAUGGAGCUGGACUGCUUUCCUCCAUUGGAGAAUUAAAGCAUGCUCUUUCUGACAAGGCAUGUGUGAAAGCCUUUGACCCAAAGACAACUUGCUUACAGGAAUGCCUUAUCACCACCUUCCAGGAAGCCUACUUUGUUUCAGAAAGUUUUGAAGAAGCCAAAGAAAAGAUGAGGGACUUUGCAAAGUCAAUUACCCGUCCCUUCUCAGUCUACUUCAAUCCCUACACACAGACUAUUGAAAUUCUGAAAGACACCAGGAGCAUUGAAAACGUGGUGCAGGACCUCCGCAGCGAUUUGAACACCGUGUGUGAUGCCUUGAACAAAAUGAACCAAUAUCUGGGAAUUUGAUGUCUGGGACCUGUGUCAUUGCCAGCCUGAUCUUUCUGGGGCUUAGCAGCAAUUCAGUCAAUGUCAUAUAACACCAACAGCUUUCUGUGUCAUGGCUUGGCUAGUAAGCAUGCAAUUCUGUAUAUUUCUACCUACUUGCAACUUACUGUGAUAAUGUAUGAAACACCAUAAAGAACCUGAUGACAGAUAACCACUCAUUGUAUGAAAGAUUGUAAUACAUUUAAAUGUCUUAAAUAGAUUUGACAUUCCAGCUUAGUGUCCUUAACCAAACUGCAGCUAUUGAAAAUUGGUAACAAAUAGCCCUCUUAUGAUUGUAGCUCCUGACCUUUUCUUUAUCAGACCUGAGCCUUUCCUCUGUGUUCAUUAGAUAAAAUGAAAAUAGCAGUGAAACUGUUUCUAUUUUCUUUAGUAUCAGUGUUUUCACAGCACUAUUUGAGAUAAACCCAGAAUUGUAUGAAACUUCCCAUCACAUUAACAAAAGAUUCAGUAUUCUGUUUCAAAAGUUGAAAGUAGUGAACACACUAGUUGGAAUGGUUUUUAGGUUGAUUAUUUAUACAAUGUAAGAAAAGAGAAAUUUCCACAAAUAGAAAAUAUAUGUUGCAUUGACCUUGUAGAAACUGAGUUGUGACAUGCUUCCCAAAGUAUUUUGGAAGAAAAUACUUCCAGAAAGGGCAUUAGGAAAGACUAAACAAUGGGGAAAAAUUUGGGGACUAUGAAUUUUAUGCUGGAGUAAAGUGAUUAUUAUUCUCAGCUAGUGAAACCAUUUCUCUUGGAGAAUAAUUGUAUCAUAGAGCUUUGAUUUCAAUGACAUAGAAAUUGAGUCUCAGAGAGGUUAAGUGAAUUGCUCAAAGUAGCACAGUUAGUGGUGCACCAACAUUUACAGCCCAUCACAUCUCACUUUUGGAUUGCUAAGACAUUCAACUUGGUGUAUGUAUGUAUUUAUGAUGUGUAGUCAUAGCAGGGAAACUAAUGCUUAUCAAAACUAAAGUUUAUUACUAAAUAGGACUUGGUUUGUGAUCAAGGGUUGACAGCAGUACAGAAAUUUCCUCUCACACCCCCCAACCAAGCUAGGUCUCUGGGAGUCUGUCCACUUGCCUAAAGUUUGGGCAAAUUUGGGUAAACAAUAGUGAUAUACCACAAAUUUCAGUCAUCUUUGCUAUAAGAGGUAUAAUCAGGUGAUUAAGUGAACAAAUAAAAAAUUGCUGAAUGAGCGAAUGAAUUUUAGCUUCUGAUUCCCUUAACACAUGCAAUCACUGUUCCUCUAAUUCUGCUUUAGUAGCACAGAAUACUGGGUGGAGGAAAGAGGGGACGAGAAAAAGUAGAGAAGAAUAAGAUGACGAAAUGACUUUUAAGUUAGCAAUUCUAAAAUAUUUACUUGAGCAAUUUCUAAGGAUGUUCUUUAAAUAGGAAACUACAUGUGAUUUCAAACUAAUUUAUACAGUUGUAUGGCCCGUUAUGAGUCAGAAAUUUUUGGAUUAAAUGUAUUCAGGAAGAAUAUGAGAAAGAGUUAAAAUAUAUAUCAGAGAGAGGUGAAAUUACAAUGAAAAAUCAGAGGCUUGACUAUCGGUUAUCUUAAUGAUUGAGGCUCUUUCAUUUCUGAAAGAUUCUCAGAACAAAGGACUUUUUGAGAAGGGAUCUGGUGCGUAGAAUGUGAGAGUCAUGCAGUUUAAAUGCUACGUUAGGUGAAUGAGACAGUGCCUUGAAGAAUUAUCUGUGGUAGAGAAAUGAUGAGCAAGCUGAACCCAAAUAAAAGGAUCUAGAAUGAUCAAGUAGUUGUAAAAUCCAAUCAUUUAAUAAAUCCAUAAAUACAUAGUUUCUUACAUCUUGCUUUGCUAGAUCUAGAUGAGCCUGAGUAAUUAGCUAUUUAUAAAUAUUAAUCUAGAAAAAUAACCCAGAAAAAUGAAUCCAGAAAUUUCCAAUGAACAAUAACAAGAGACUAAGAACAAUAAUUUAGAAAUUUCCAGAACUAGUUGCUGAAGUUUCUCAAAGGAGAAAAUGGGCUAAGAAACUCUUAAUGUCUGCUCUCUCUGUUGUUCCCAUAAUUUGGUGUUGCUCUAGAUAACAUUUUGUCUUUUGUAACAACAUGGAUGGACUUGGAGGGCUUUAUGCUAAGUGAAAUAAGCCAAAUAGAGAAAGACAAAUACUAUAUGAUAUCACUUAUAUGUAGAAUAAAAAAAUACAUCAGACUAGUAAAUAUAACAAAAAAGAAGCAGACUCACAUAGAGAACAAACUAGUGAUUACCAGUGGAGAGAGGGAAGAGGGGGACGGGCAAGAUAGGGGUAGGGGAUUAAAAAGUACAAACUAUUAGGUAUAAAAUAAACUACAGGAUACAGGGACAACAUGGGGAAUAUAGCCAAUAUUUUAUAAUACCUAUAAAUGGGGUAUAACCUUUAAAAAUUAUGAAUAUACUGUACACCUGUAACGUAUAAUAUUACAGCCACUAUAAUUCAAUAAAAGAGGAAAAAACCCAUGUGUAGCCAUCAAGCUUCCCCCUUCUAGCCCCAAUGAAAGGGGAGCUUCUUAGUUAAAUGUACUGAAGGAGAAUUAUAUUUAAUUGUAGACAAAUUCUCUCAACAAAAAAUGACAUUUGAGCUAUCUUCUGAUUGACUAUAGAGGCAUCUUUAGUGUUCUUACAUGUGCAAAAUCUAUGUUGUUUCAAAAAUAGAAGCACUGCAAAGUAAAUAGGCUUUCCCACAGAGCUUAUAUAGGUAUCAUACAAGGAGGAGGAAUUAUUUGAUUCUUUUUAGAUUUGUUCUCCAUUUGGAAUAGCAUAGUUUUCGCCAUAUGAAACAAUGGAAUCAUGGUUUUCAUUUGUUGUGAGCAUUUAACACGCAAAUGCCAUUACAACUAAUAGUGGGAAAAGUCCUAUAAAAUUUAACAGCCAUCAUAGGAAGAGUGUUGGCAGAAAAAGUCCCCAAAUGGAAGUAGUACAACAAAAUAAUCACAGCCAGCUUCUUGUCGUAUCUGAUACCUGCUCAGUGUAACCAUUUGUCUCAGUUAUGCCUCCUGACUUAAAGCUAAAUUAAAUAGAUCCAAGGGCAAUUAUAAAUUUAAAGACACUUGCUCACUGUCAUCUCACUGUGAAUUGCUACUUUAUUUUGGCUUUGCUGCUGUCUUCUGUAAUGAGCUAAUCAGAAGUCAACCCAAGGUUCUUAGCAAGACCAAGUUUCUUAUGUAUCACACCUUGCAAAAAACAGCCGGAAUCUGAUUAGUCCAGUUUUUUCUUAAAGCAUUCUUGUCUGUUAUGAGUUGGGGUCAGGCAACCAGUAUAUUCUUGGAUGAUCGGUUUGUAUGGCAUAGCAGAUUGUUCAUAAAUCACAUGUUUUAAGAGUAGGGAACUCUGACCCAGAGUGGUUAAAAAAAAAUUUUUUUUUUUACAUUAAUGUUAAGGGUUGUGAAACUUGGGUGUCUGGCUUAGUCUCAUUUAUUUACUGUGUAAUUUAGAAAUGAUGCUUUAUGGGGAAAUGAUGCUUUAUCUGUGCUUGUCUUGCUUGCAUCGUAAAUGGGCCUGGGCCUAAUGAAUGUAAUGUAUUGCAACAUUUACCAACAUGAAAAGUUCUCAAAUGAAAAACAGUAUGCUUUAACAUGAAAGCAAAUAGAAAUACAAAGUUUCACUUUCAAAUGGAGUCAUGGCUCACAUCAUUUUCUUCAUUUGAGGAGGAAAACAUUAACACAGGAUGUAGUUGUCCUCCUAUUCAUUUGAUCUAAUUUUCACCUUCUAAAGAAUCAAGUGCUGACGCUUACUCUCAUGAACCUUGUCUUACUUAUAAUGAAAAGGAAAGCAGCCCAGAUUUUUCCAGUGUGUCUUGAGUUUUGUUUUGUUUUGUUUUUUUUCUUCUUCAAUUUCCAAAGACAUUCUCUUAUUUGGGGAAAUGAUUG